AUGCGCGAGUCGCGCACCACCUCGGCGACCGCCCUAGCGCGCGCGUCCAAACGUCGACGCGUACAGCGUUGCAGCGAACAAGUCGCACCUCGGCGUUCGACAACAUGUUCGGUACCUUUGAACAGCAGCAGUACCACUCAAGAUGCGUGCACACCAUCCACGUCGUGUUCAGCUGCUCCUAGCGGAUGCUCGCGACCGGCACGUCUCGAACGCUUCCUCUCAUGGUGUCGAACCGAGGCAAUAUACAUCCACCCCGCUUUGGACGUGCGCUAUAUGGGCGAUGCCACCUCGUGGAACAUCUCGAUCCACGCUCGAUCGCACAUCGACUACGAUAGCGUCGUCGUCACGAUCCCAAAGACCGCAGUGCUCUCUCGCAAGACGUCAGCACUCUCGUCCGUCUUACAAGGCAAGUGGCUCAGCGAUUCACACGAAACUGUCGGCCUCGAACUGGCACUCUGUCUGCUGUACGAGCGAUGUCUUGGGGCAGCGUCGCGCUUCGAGCCUUUCCUCUCGAUCCUUCCGCGCGUACGUAUCCCCCUGCCUUUCCUCCAAGAUGCCUCAGCACUCUCGAGCGCUUGCUCACCCUGGCGUUGGAUCUCCGGCACGGAAACAGCCCGAAUCAACCAGCGAGCAUCGUAUUGCUACCAGCUCUCCUCCUCCGAGCUUGGCUGGCCAUACGACCACGAUUACGGAAUGUGCAAGGCCAAGGCGCUUGACUACUUCCACUCGUUCGGCAUUCCGAUCCUGGCUCGCAGCAAGCUGUUUGAUGCGACACAGAGACAACAUCUUGACGCAUUGCAAUCCGCAUUCCUGACCGCCUACACGCACGUCUCUUCAAGAGACUUUAUCGUGGAUACGUACCAUGGGGUGGGCAUGGUCCCCGUCGCGGAUCUGUUCAACCAUGCCGAAGUGCAUACAGUUCAGUUUGAAUCGGAUCAGGACGUGUGUGAGUUUUGCGGCGUCGCGUUUUUGACGGCGCAUGACGACCACAUGUGCCGGCUGGGCGAGAAGAGCCAGGUGGACCAACAAGAAUCCCAGGACGACGACGACGAGCAAGAGGACAAUGCAUCCUCGGAUGACAGCAAUGGAGCAAGCGACUUUCGAGAAGAAGCGAACAAGCAGACCAGAGAGCAUGUAGACGAUGAUGACGACCAAGGAGGGCUCGAGUUGAGUGAGCAUAUGGACACGCUCGAUAUGCGUACGUUGGUCUCUCACUCGGCUGGGUGCGAGAUGUACAACACGUACGGCACGCUCACCAAUGCGCUUCUGCUGACACGGUACGGGUUCUGCCUCGACACGGAAACCGACGUGGAGCGCUUCACGCUGGACGUGCGAUUUCCGUCGGAGCGACAGGCGUAUCUUGAGGCGUUUGUAGCACAGCGCGUUCCUGGACUCACUUCACUGCGCCAUGUCACGAGCAUGUUCGACGAGGUCGUAUCGCGGAUCGCUGAACAGUUCUCGCAACCAGAUCAAUCCACUGCGAUCGACGCGUUGCACCACCUCGAAUCCCUCCUCCCGCCUUCCACGCCCGACUGGAUCCAUUCCACCUUCUGCCCUCUCCACACUCUCUCUACCUCCACCUCGAACCUCAAUCCCGACCCCGACCCCGACCCCGACCCCGAUCUCGUCGACAGAGACCACAUCCACCCUCUGUUCCUCUCGUCGACCGGCCAAGCCAGCCUCCCCCUCUUCCUCCUCACCCUCCUCAUCCUUCUCCCCGCGCCGCCCCGCAACCAUGCGUUCAACUUGGCCCACUCGCACUUGCACCUCGAUUCCGUUCGCGUCCAGACGGCUCUGCACACGCUCCUCACAUUCGCCUCAUCGCGUCGCAAACGCCUCUACAUCUCAAAGCUCAUCGAACCAGCUCUCGUCACCCUCCAACUUGAGCAUGCAUACCUCGAAAAAGCCUGCAUCCAACACGCCUACCAGGAAUACGUCGCCACAAGCACAGCCAUCUCUAUUCUCCAAGACCUCACCAGCUCGCGCGAGAAUCCAUGA
This is a messenger RNA of Mycosarcoma maydis (corn smut), 1998 nucleotides long. RefSeq lists its product as uncharacterized. Bases 1 to 1998 code for a protein of 665 amino acids. Lineage: Eukaryota; Fungi; Basidiomycota; Ustilaginomycetes; Ustilaginales. The transcript has a single exon. The record is from RefSeq and is a predicted model, not a curated record. Gene Ontology annotation, cellular component: nucleus. Gene Ontology annotation, molecular function: protein-lysine N-methyltransferase activity. Gene Ontology annotation, biological process: peptidyl-lysine monomethylation.